This is a messenger RNA of Nerophis ophidion (straightnose pipefish), 2006 nucleotides long. Its product is annotated as protein APCDD1-like. The record is from RefSeq and is a predicted model, not a curated record. Gene Ontology annotation, molecular function: Wnt-protein binding. Lineage: Eukaryota; Metazoa; Chordata; Actinopteri; Syngnathiformes; Syngnathidae. The transcript is spliced from 5 exons. Gene Ontology annotation, cellular component: plasma membrane. The coding region runs from base 231 to 1748 and encodes 505 amino acids. Gene Ontology annotation, biological process: negative regulation of Wnt signaling pathway.
GUGCCCCGCCCACGGAGGUUUGAGGGGCUCGCGGCUUCACUUGCGGGCGGACUCUUCCUCCUCCAGCCCCGGGCUGCUCGGCAAAGACCGCUCUUCGCCAACAGAAGAAGAAUUAAACAGCGGGAAUAAACAAAAUGCCGUGAUCAUUUUCUGUUAAUUUUGUCGUCUUGGUGGAAGGACGCAGGCUGUGGGGGAAAAGGACUUAAGAGGGACGUAAACCGUCGAGCGGAAUGGAGACCAUCUUUCUUGUGCUUCUAUCCGCCUGCUGCUGCUGCUUUUGGGGCUCGUCGGCAGCUUUCUCACUGGAGGAGCGAUCCAGCCACUUGUCCCUGGAGAAGACGUACGGACGCACUGUGAAGGAUUCCCAGUGCCGUCACAUGUUGAAGCACCUUCACAAUGGCGCCCGCAUCACCGUGCAGAUGCCUCCAAACGUGGAGGGUCACUGGGUGUCCACCAGUUGUGAGGUGAGACCCGGCCCAGAGUUCCUGACCCGCUCCUACCGCUUCUACAGCAACAACAGCUUCCAGGCGCACCAGUUCUACUACGAGGACAACCACUGUACCAAGCCCACCUACACGCUGCUCUUACGGGGUCGCCAGCGUCUGCGUCAGGCGUCCUGGAUCAUCCGGGGCGGCACAGAGGCAGAGUACCAUCUCCACCGGGUCCAGAUGGUGUGUCACACAGCCGACGUGGCCACGGAGCUGAGCCAGAGGCUAAACGGGAGCUGCCGGGGCGCCGCGAAGGGCCACUGGGUGCCCGGCGUCGCGUACGAGCUGUGCAGCGAGGACGGCGGCUACAACUUCUCCCGUGAGCUCAACUUUGCCAUGCAUGAACUGCAGCUGCUGCGGCUAGAGAGGCAGUACACGCACAACGCCGAUCACCUGGUGGAGGAGCUCUUCCUCGGGGACGUCCACACUGACCCGGCCCAGAGGUUGUACUACAAGCCCUCCAGCUACCAGACGCCCCUGCAGAACGCAAAGAACCACUUCCACGGCUGCAUCGCCUGCCGCAUCAUCUCCCGCUCCGACGAGCUGCACCCGCCCAUCCUCCCGCCGCGGGCCGACCCGGCCGUGGGUCUGUACGGCCAGUGGGUCAGCCAGCGCUGCGAGGUGCGCCCGGAAGUCCUGUUCCUCACGCGCCACUUUGUGUUCCACGACAACAACCACACCUGGGAGGGCCACUACUACCACUUCUCCGACCCGGUGUGCAAGCACCCCACCUUCACCAUCUACGCCCGCGGACGCUACAGCAGGGGGCUCCACUCCACCCGCGUCAUGGGAGGCACAGACUUCGUCUUUAAAGUCAACCACAUGCGGGUCACGCCCAUGGACUCGGCGACCACCUCGCUCCUCAACGUGUUCAACGGCAACGAGUGCGGCGUGGAGCGCUCCUGGCAGGUGGGCGUGGAGCAGGACGUGACGGUGACCAACGGCUGCGUGGCGCUGGGCAUCCGCCUGCCUCACACCGAGUACGAGCUCUUCCGCAUGGAACAGGACGCCCACGGACGCUACCUGCUCUUCAACGGCCAGCGGCCCAGCGACGGCUCCAGCCCGGACCGCCCGGAGAAGCGGGCCACGUCCUACCAGCUGCCGCUGGUGCGGUGCUCCGCCAGCAGUCAGUCGCCGGGACGCGCCGACGACGGAGACACGUCUCUGCGUCUCGGUAACGGCGGUGACGGACGUCACGGAGGAGGCGGGGCCUGCGUCAUGGCCGCUCUUCUUGCUUUAAGCUGGAACUGGCAGAACUAAAAGUUGAAUAAAAGUCCUGACACUGAUGUGCUACCUGCACUGGUUCUACUUGGGAACACACCAGAACCUUUGGAGUGGAGAACAUGAUGCAGAAAUCUACUCUUUUCUUAAGAGGAGGAUUUUUCAACUCCAAACUCCAGGAGCCAAAGACUUCUUGGGGGGAAAAAACUGCACUUUAGAGUGAACAAAGAAGCUCAACUCUGAAAAAAAAAACUGUUAUGGAAAUUGAAGUAUUAAAUGGGAUUUAUAUUCAGGCAC